CGGCGGGCUUCCAGCUCCUGCUUUUCCUUGAGCAUCCAGAAUAUGAGCUCGCCAUCUUUGCAGAACCAAGAUAUUGGGUCAAUUGCCCUCAAGCGCUGGUAUGUCCAUAUCGUAGAGUCAAGCUGAGUUGAGGGGUAGGCGUGCGGGCUUUCUUUGGCGGUUCGCUUGGAAUGCAAGAGUAUAAAUCGAGGGUGUAAGAUAGAGCGGCUCGCGGUGCGUUGAGAUGGAUAUCUUUCGUCUCUAUUCCAUUCAGACUCCUUCGCUAUGCUCUUCGAAGACAGCCAUCACCCUUGCCUAUCACAAAUACACAUUAGCGUCUCCUCAGCAAACCACUCAAGACAGUCCCACAUACCUCUGCUUAUGCUUCGGAUUCUUACUGCAAAUAAUAUACACAUACUUCCCUCCCUUCCGCCUCACGCUCUUGCACCCAUCGCACAGCUUCUUCACCGAGCUCCGCACCUUCAUGCCUCGUAUUUGCUGCCGGGCCACCGCUCGUGUGGUCGCUCCGCUGUUUUGCAGUUGCAGGUUCCGCAUGGCGGCGGUGAGGGAGAGUGCAGGUCUUUUGAGGGCGGUAGUGUUUGUACUUAUUGCGCGUGUCUGGGUCUGGCUGGGUUUGGGCCUUGUGGUUAAGAGUGAUGUCCUUAAGCUGGGGAUUCGAGGGCGGAGAGUGGUGGUGUGGAUUGAGCGCCGGAAGGCAUGGCGGGCGAAUCGAGGUCGGAGCAGCAUUAUGUCGAGGUUGUGGAGAGUAGGGAGGCUACACGGCGAGAUAUGAAGCGAAGGCGACUCGUGCAGAUGGAAUGCGGAUGGAUGUGAUGUGCGCUCGACCAUGGACUGAAAAGGCGUCGGAGCAAAAGGAAAGAUGACUAAGC
Messenger RNA from Neohortaea acidophila, 869 nucleotides. RefSeq lists its product as uncharacterized. The record is from RefSeq and is a predicted model, not a curated record. Bases 224 to 772 code for a protein of 182 amino acids. Lineage: Eukaryota; Fungi; Ascomycota; Dothideomycetes; Mycosphaerellales; Teratosphaeriaceae. The transcript has a single exon.